Messenger RNA from Chrysemys picta bellii (western painted turtle), 3895 nucleotides. The record is from RefSeq and is a predicted model, not a curated record. Lineage: Eukaryota; Metazoa; Chordata; Testudines; Emydidae.
GCGGGGCGCGUCGAUCGGGCCGCGCGGCCAAUGGGCGGCGGGGGGCGGGGCCUGGCGGGCGCCGCGAGCGGGGGUUUUUGUUCGGGCCCGGCAGCCGCCAUCUUGUGAGAGGAGCCGAGCGGGGGAAGCGAGCGGGGCCGGGCCGGGCCAGCCUCAUUGAUGUCCAGCUCGCCGUUGUCCAAGAAGCGCCGCGUGUCUGGAUCUGAGCCGAAGACGGGUUCGAACUGCUCCUCUGGCAACUCCGUACAGAGUGACCCGCGCGCAGCGCCCGCCAACGGCAUGGCUAAGAAUGGCAGUGACGUCGACAUCGACGAGAGCCUGUACUCCAGGCAGCUGUACGUGCUGGGCCACGAGGCCAUGAAGCGGCUGCAGAACGCCAGCGUCCUGGUGUCGGGGCUGCGGGGGCUGGGCGUGGAGAUCGCCAAGAACAUCAUCCUGGGCGGCGUCAAGUCGGUCACCCUGCACGACACCGAGCCCGCCCAGUGGGCAGACCUGGCCUCCCAGUUCUACCUGCGGGAGGAGGACUUGGGGAAGAACCGGGCCGAGGUCUCCCAGCCGCGCCUGGCCGAGCUCAACUCCUACGUGCCCGUCAGCGUCCACACCGGGGCCCUCACCGAGGACUUUCUGAGCCCAUUCCAGGUCGUGGUUCUCACCAACUCUCCUCUGGAGGAGCAGCUGCGGGUCGGGGGAAUCUGCCACAGCAAGGGUAUCAAGAUGGUGGUAGCCGACACCAGGGGGCUCUUCGGCCAGCUCUUCUGUGACUUCGGGGACGACAUGGUUGUGACAGACACCAACGGGGAGCAGCCGCUCAGCGCCAUGAUCUCCAUGAUCACCAAGGGCUGCCCGGGGGAGGUGACCUGCCUGGACGAGGCUCGGCACGGCUUUGAGAGCGGGGACUUCGUCUCCUUCACGGAGGUGGAUGGCAUGAAGGAGCUCAACCACUGCCCCCCCAUGGAGAUCAAAGUGCUGGGACCCUACACCUUCAGCAUCGGCGACACCAGCAGCUUCUCCGAGUACGUGCGGGGGGGCAUCGUCUCCCAGGUCAAGAUGCCCCAGAAGAUCAGCUUUAAGCCCCUGAGCGUGGCGCUGGCCGAGCCCGACUUCGUGGUGACCGACUUCGGGAAGUUCGAGCACCCGGCCCAACUGCACCUGGCCUUCCAGGCCCUGCACGACUUCCAGCGCCAGCACCAGCGCCUGCCCCGGCCCCGCAGCGAGGUAGGGCCUGGCCUGUGGCGAGCCAGGGACGGACUGACGGGCGAGGGGGGUGUCUGUGUUACCGCACCGCCAGGGAGUGGGGCUGGAAAUCUCUCAGGCUCCCGAGUUGGGGGCUGGGCCCCACUGUCGAGCGCUGCUGGGGAUCUGCAUCCUCCGGGGCCCAGGGAUCCCCGUCGGGGGGUCCAUGGUGCGUGGGGGGGCUGGCCAGUGUGCCCCUGUCCUGACGCUCCCCCUCUGCCCCAGGCCUGCUCCGGGAAGUUCAUGCCCAUCACACAGUGGCUUUACUUCGACGCACUGGAGUGUCUGCCCGAGGACAGCAAGGAGGCGCUGACGGAGGAGCAGUGCCGCCCGAGGAACAGCCGUUACGAUGGGCAGAUCGCCGUGUUCGGGGCCGACCUGCAGGCCAAGCUGGGGCAGCAGAAGUAUUUUCUGGUGGGUGCCGGCGCCAUCGGCUGCGAGCUGCUGAAGAACUUCGCCCUGCUGGGGCUGGCGUGCGGGGACGGCGGGGAGGUGACCGUGACCGACAUGGACACCAUCGAGAAAUCCAACCUCAACCGCCAGUUCCUCUUCCGGCCCUGGGACGUCACGAAAAUGAAGUCUGACACCGCAGCGGCCGCGGUGCGGCAGAUGAACCCCAACAUCCACAUCACGAGCCACCAGGACCGCGUGGGGCCCGACACGGAGCGCGUCUACGACGACGACUUCUUCGAGGGCCUGGACGGCGUGGCCAACGCGCUGGACAACGUGGACGCCAGGAUGUACAUGGACCGCCGGUGCGUCUAUUACCGAAAGCCCCUGCUGGAGUCUGGCACACUGGGCACCAAGGGCAACGUCCAGGUGGUGAUCCCCUUCCUGACGGAGUCGUACAGCUCCAGCCAGGACCCGCCCGAGAAAUCCAUCCCCAUCUGCACCCUCAAGAACUUCCCCAACGCCAUUGAGCACACGCUGCAGUGGGCCCGGGACGAGUUCGAAGGCCUCUUCAAGCAGCCGGCGGAGAGCGUCAACCAGUACAUCUCAGACCCCAAGUUCAUGGAGCGCACGCUCAAGCUGCCGGGCACGCAGCCCCUGGAGGUGCUGGAGGCCGUCAACAAGAGCCUGGUGAGCGACCGGCCCCGGAGCUGGGCCGACUGCGUGGGCUGGGCCUGCCGCCACUGGCACUGCCAGUACAGCAACAACAUCCGCCAGCUGCUGCACAACUUCCCGCCCCACCAGAAGACCAACUCCGGCACCCUGUUCUGGUCAGGGCCCAAGAGAUGUCCCCACCCCCUCACCUUCGACGACAGCAACCCCCUGCACAUGGAUUACAUCGUGGCGGCGGCGAAUCUCUUUGCCCAGACCUACGGCAUCACGGGCACGCGGGACGUGGGCGCCGUGGCCGAGCUGCUGCACCAGGUGCAGGUGCCCGAGUUCACGCCCAAGUCUGGCGUGCGGAUCCACAUCUCGGACCAGGAGCUGCAGAACGCCAACGCCUCCGUCGACGAUAGCCGGCUGGAGGAGCUGAAAUCCAGCCUGCCCAACCCGGAGGACCUGCAGAGCUUCCGCAUGUACCCCAUCGACUUUGAGAAGGACGACGACACUAAUUUCCACAUGGAUUUCAUCGUGGCGGCGUCAAACCUGCGGGCUGAGAACUACGACAUCCCACCCGCCGACCGGCACAAGAGCAAGCUGAUCGCUGGGAAGAUCAUCCCAGCCAUUGCCACGACGACGGCAGCGGUGGUGGGGCUGGUGUGUCUGGAGCUGUACAAAGUGGUGCAGGGCCACAAGCGGCUGGAGUCCUACAAGAAUGGCUUCCUCAACCUGGCCCUGCCUUUCUUCGGCUUCUCCGAACCCAUCGCCUGCCCCCGCAAUAAGUACUACGACAUUGAGUGGACGCUGUGGGACCGGUUCGAGGUGCAGGGGGUGCAGCCCAGCGGGGAGGAGAUGACGCUGCGCCAGUUCCUGGCCUAUUUCAAGAGCGAGCACCGGCUGGAGAUCACCAUGCUGUCGCAGGGCGUCUCCAUGCUCUACUCCUUCUUCAUGCCGCCCACCAAGCUGCGUGAGCGCCACGACCAGCCGAUGACGGAGAUCGUGACCAAGGUGUCGAAGAAGAAGAUCGGGCGGCACGUCAAGGCCCUGGUCUUCGAGCUCUGCUGCAAUGAUGACAGCGAGUGUGACAUCGAGGUGCCCUACGUCCGCUACACCAUCCGCUAGGGGCGGGGCCUCCCCACGCCCCGCCCCCUGGGCUCACGGGGCGGGGCCUCCCCACAUCCGCCCCCCACGGUUAAAGUGAUGCAAAACAUGGACAAAAGGGCCUCCCCCCAGGAAUUGGUCUGAGGUUUGGGGCUGGGGAGGGGGGGGGGGGUCCUGCCCCCCUUCCCCGCUGGGAACCCCCCCACUGAUCCCGUUCAUGUUCUUGAGGCGCUUUAACCCCGCCCCCUUACUGUUAGUCGUGUUGUCUUGACUCCGCCCCUGCACCCCCUCCCCCCACACACUCACUUGCUCACCGAUGGGGGAUGGGGUGUCUGUUGCCCUGCGGUGCCGGUUCUGUAUGGGGGGGGGCACGGCAGCGGGGGAGCCCACCCCCUGCUGCUGGAGCCGGUGUCCGUCUGCUGCUUGCCCGGCCAGCGGUGGUGGCUGGGGGGGGGGUUAGUGCAGAACUGGUGAGAGGAAUUACUGAAUAAAUAGACGUUUGCAAAACCUG